This is a messenger RNA of Trichoderma atroviride IMI 206040, 2285 nucleotides long. The record is from RefSeq and is a predicted model, not a curated record. Lineage: Eukaryota; Fungi; Ascomycota; Sordariomycetes; Hypocreales; Hypocreaceae.
UUUUAUCUAUAAAUCUAAGAAACCCCCGCCAUGGCCAAAGAUAAAAAGAAGGGAUCGGACUCCAAGAAGGCCAAAAAGGCUGAGAAAGCUGCCAAGCAGGCCAGCAAAGGAGAGAAAAAGAUCAAAAACAAGACUGCCAAGCUUGAGGGCAGCGAUGCCGAGGAUGUCGACUUGGAUGCGGUGCUGGAAGAGUAUCGCCGCCAACAAGAGCAAUUCUUGAAGAUUACGGAGACGGUUAUUGAGGGCCCACCAAAGCCCCGAUCAGCAUCUACUAUUAUGGCUUCCCCUCAUGAAAACAACAGUCUGCUUUUGUUUGGAGGAGAGUAUUUUAACGGAUCCAUUGCGCAGUUCUUCAACGACCUGCACAUAUACAACAUCAACCGCGAUGAGUGGCGCUGUGUGACUUCUCCCAAUGCACCUCUCCCGCGAUCUGGCCAUGCAUGGACGAGAUCAUCAAAUCCAGCCUACGUGUACUUGUUUGGAGGAGAGUUUUCAUCUCCAAAGCAAGGUACUUUCCACCACUACUCCGAUUUCUGGAGGCUGGAGCCCGCAACGAGGGAAUGGACCAAAAUCGAGGUCAAGGGCAAGGACAAGAGCCCGCCGGCGCGAAGCGGACACCGGAUGACGUACUGGAAGCAGUACAUCAUCCUGUUUGGCGGCUUCCAGGACACAUCCAACCAGACAAAGUACCUGGCAGACUUGUGGAUAUUCGACACUGUCAACUACGUCUGGCAUAGCCCCGUUCUUCCGCCCGCUCAGCUCAAGCCUGAUGCCCGAUCUUCAUUCACCUUCCUCCCGUCUGAGCAAGGAGCUGUCCUCUGCGGAGGCUACUCGAGAGUCAAAGCCACUGUGCAGCUCAAGAAGACAAAGAAAGGAAGUCAACCUCAGGGGCAGAAAAACGUUCUCCUCCCCAAGGUUCAUGAAGACUCGUACUUUCUUAGAAUGUCUCUUCCCCCAGCUGAAGGGAAUGCAAAUGCUCCUCCUGCAGUCAGGUGGGAGAAGCGAAAGAAGCCAGCCAAUGCGCCUACGCCUUCUCGUGCCGGAGCGACCAUGGCCUUUCACAAGGGUCGUGGCAUUCUUUUUGGUGGCGUCCACGACGUCGAGCAGAGCGAGGAGGGAAUGGACAGCGAGUUUUUCAAUCAACUGUUUGCGUGGAACAUUGAGAGAAACAGAUUCAUGCCUCUCGCCGCGCGAAAGCCGCGCCAGCAGAAGAAGAAUGCAUCCGAACAGCGAGUUGGCAGACGUGGCAGAGCUCAGGCGAAUGAAGAGGAGCUGCUGCGACAGCUAGCGGCGCUCCAAGCUGGAACCUCGCUGGAGAAUGCUGACGACAUUGAGUUGGAAAAGAUGCUUGAGGAGCCAGAGGAGGAAGAGAAGCCCGCUAGAGAGAUGCCGGUUUCUAUGGAGCCGCCGCAUAUGCGCUUUAACGCUCAGCUUACGGUCCAGAACGACGUGCUCUUCAUAUACGGUGGCACUUAUGAAAAGGGCGAUCGCGAGUUUACGUUUGAUGAUCUAUACGCCAUUGACCUCGUGAAAUUGGACGGAUACAAGGAAAUCUUUAACAAGCCCGUGGAAGACUGGAUUGUAAGUAUUGCUGACGAUGAAGAUGAUGAAGAUGAUGAGGACGAUGAAGACGAGGAUGACGAGGACGAGGAUGAACAGGACGAGCCUGAGCAGCAGCUUCACACAGCAAGCAAGCGUAAGAAGAAGCAAGACGAAGUAUCGGAGGUUUCUUCUGGGGCACCCACGCCAUCGAUUACAUCGGAAGAAGAAGAGACUGAAACGACUGCCACAUCGGUCGAUGAUGGUCUGCCCCAUCCAAGACCGUUUGAAUCUCGUCGCGAAUUCUUCGUCCGCACAUCGGCAGAGUGGCAGGAGAUCCUCAUGACCAACCUCCGCUGGAAGAACAUCCAGCCAGAGACGCUCGCCAUCAAGGAGAUCAAGGCCAAGGCGUUUGAGCUGUCCGAGGAGAAGUGGUGGGAUUGCCGUGAGGAGAUUACGGCGCUGGAAGAGGAGCAGGAGGCGGCGGGCAUUCAGGAGGUUGUCAGUCUGGCGGAGAGGGGAGACGGUGGCGCUGCUGGAGGGGCGAGGAGGAGAUGAGGGCACUGCAUUGGCCUGGUCUGUUCCCGUUCGAGAGCUACAUUUCAUGUCUGAAAAGAUUCGACGUUUGGUAUGCUUUGGGCAUCUCUUGGAUAAACUCUAGCGUUAUAUAGCAACGUUCAGCUAUACCAGCUUUGGAUAACAUCGUAGAGGCAUACUGCUUUGAGCACAACAUUUCUUCAAAUCUC